Mucor velutinosus is the source of this 615-nucleotide messenger RNA. RefSeq lists its product as uncharacterized. The annotation marks the transcript as partial. Gene Ontology annotation, molecular function: mRNA binding. NCBI's taxonomy places the organism in Eukaryota, Fungi, Mucoromycota, Mucoromycetes, Mucorales, Mucoraceae. The transcript has a single exon. The record is from RefSeq and is a predicted model, not a curated record.
AUGUCUGAAGAAACAGUCGAAAAAAAGACCUUUGCUAAAAGAGUGACCAACAAGGAGUCCUCAGAAGAUCCUCACGCCAAGUUGACCUUGUUUGUCAGAGGUCUCCCCUUUGAAGCUACCAGCAAAGAUCUCGAAGAUUUCUUUGGUGAAAUUGGUCCUAUCCGUAAAUGCUUUGUAGUGACCGACAAAUCAGUUGCUCCUGCCGAAGGACAAGCACCCAAAAAUAAAGGCUUUGGUUAUGUUCAUUACGCCUUGGAAGAAGAUGCUCAAUCCGCCAUCACCAAAUUGAAGAAUGUCAAAUUUCAAGGAAGAAAGCUCAAGAUUGAACUCGCCAAAAGAAAAUCAGAGACUGUGCGUGAAGAUACCAAGAAGGAAGCUGCACCCAUCGCUGCUAUUGAUACAGAAUCCAAGAAGCCUUCAGUACCUUUGGAAUUCGAUGUCAAUGCUCGUUUGAUUGUGCGUAAUCUGCCUUGGAAGUACAGGGAAGCUGAUUUGAGAAGUUUGUUUGAAAAGUAUGGUAAAGUGCAUGAUGUCAAGUUGCCUCGCAAAUAUGAAGGUGGCCCUCUUCGUGGUUUUGCCUUUAUUCAAUUCGAGAAAGUAGAGGAGGGUAAAGCU